GGGAAUUGGAAUCGAAAUAGAAAGCUAACACACGCAAAAGGAAGAUGAGGAAAGUGAAGGACGAGGGGAGUGCCGUCUCUGUGCCAAUGCCAAACCCCGAGAUCAACACCACUGGCACCGGCACCGGCACCGCCGAUGAUGAAGCAAUCACCGACGCCGGUAACUCUUCUCAACCCAAUGAUAAUCCCAAAGAUUGGCCGGCUUUCCCCGUUGCCAGAUUGCCCUCUCGUAACACCUCCUCCAAGUACGAUUUUGUCAAGGUGAAGGUGUGGUUGGGAGAUAACGCAGAUCACUAUUAUGUCUUGUCGCGGUUUUUGCUCAGCAGGAUGCUGACAGUGACCAAGAUUCCAAAUCAUGUUGCUAUUAAAAUUGCAUUGGAACUCAAGAAGCUGCUUGUGGAUAAUAGCCUUUUAGAUGUCUCACAAUCUGAUUUGGAAGCUAAUAUUUUCAAGCUCAUGGAGCGGCGUGGUUAUGGGGAAGAGUACAUAAAUCGGUAUAAAAUGAUGACGAGAUUUCACCAUCAAAGGGUCCCAUUGGUGAUUCUUGUAUGUGGAACUGCCUGUGUUGGAAAGUCAACCAUUGCCACCCAACUUGCACAGAGACUUAACCUGCCAAAUGUCUUACAGACAGAUAUGGUAUAUGAAUUACUACGCACAUCAACAGAUGCUCCAUUAACAUCUACUCCUGUAUGGGCACGAGAUUUUAGCUCUCCAGAGGAGUUAAUUACUGAAUUCUGUAGAGAAUGCAGAAUUGUUCGUAAAGGUUUGGCUGGUGAUUUAAAGAAGGCUAUGAAAGAUGGAAAGCCUAUAAUAAUCGAGGGUAUACAUUUGGAUCCCAGUAUAUAUUUGAUGGAUGAUGAAAGUAAGUCGUCAGCUAAUAUUUCAGCAAAAGGCAUUGAAGAAAAUCCUUUAUCAGCAACAUCAGAUGAUAAAAGUUCAAAACAAAUGGAGAGCAGUUCUCUAGUUUGUCAAAAUAAAAAAGGGACUGGCACCGGCAUUAGGUGUUCUCAUUCGAAAGAAUGCAUGCACACCAACCAAGAGAAUGAAGGGUUGGACUCUCUAGAAGCUGUAGGUAUAGCAGGAAAUAGCUCUGGAAUUACAGAUGAAAGUCACAAUAAAGAGGAGACGAGUAGAUCUGCUUCUGUCAAGAAAGAUAAGUCUGGUGCUGAGCCAAUAAUCAUACCCAUAGUCCUAAAAAUGGCUGAAUUUGAUCACAAGGCAUUACUAGAGGAAUGGGUCUGCCCCCGAACAUUUAGUGACAAAUGUCCUCUCCAGGAUAAAGAUAAGCUUAUAGCUAAUUUAAAGACCAUUCAGGACUAUCUUUGCUCAUUCAAAUCACAGGGCUUGAUAGUAGUUAAUAUAUCAGCGACUACAUUUCCACAAACAUUGGACUGGCUGCAUGGAUAUAUUCUGCAGUGUAUCGAACAAGGCAUUUCACCUGUAUCAAAUGAAAAUGCAAGUCAGUCUACUGAACACUAAUUAGAAACAGAACUUUUGUUCAUAACAGGUUCAGGUGGAAAAUUCCCACUCUGUAACAAUGGCUCAUCAACUCAUUCCCAAGGUUCCAGCUUCUCAUUGAGAGAUGUUUUCUUCAGGAAAAUGGCAUAAAAACUGUUCAUAGUUGAAGUUUGGCCAGAAUAUUUACUCCUUUGGAAGUUGCAACUUGCAACAGCAGAUGAGUUAUCUGUAAAAGCAAACUUCUUUUGUAAGAUUUUAACUUAUAUUAGCUUCUUGCUCAAGAUUAUAAUUUCUACAAAAGGGCUAUGGUCGUUUGAAGACUGAAAAUUAGUUUUUCUAGUCGUGGGCUUUAGGAAUCCAUUUCGACCCUGAAGUCGUCUUCUAUUUUUUGUUUUGUAGAUGCUUAGGUUUUAAAAUUUGGAUAAAACGAAUCUAAUUUCUGAACCACAUUUCAACGUUCCAACCAACCAACAUCUUCUAAUAAGCCUGGCCAAGCCUCAAUCUGUUGUCGAGUGUUUUAGAUUCUGACUGCAAAAUGUGAGGUGACUUGCUUUGGUUUGAAGAUGAGACUACCCGAUGGUGAAUUCAGAAUUAUUGAGCCUUUAAAUUUUUUUA
Messenger RNA from Benincasa hispida (wax gourd), 2072 nucleotides. Lineage: Eukaryota; Viridiplantae; Streptophyta; Magnoliopsida; Cucurbitales; Cucurbitaceae. The record is from RefSeq and is a predicted model, not a curated record.